Molecule: messenger RNA, 1527 nt
Organism: Closterium sp. NIES-65
Lineage: Eukaryota; Viridiplantae; Streptophyta; Zygnematophyceae; Desmidiales; Closteriaceae
Source: the annotation of a GenBank genome assembly
AUGCCCCGCUGCUCCUCUCUUCCAUUGUGUGUGCACUCUCUUUCCCCUCCGCGCCGUUCGCAUUUUGUCCCCAUCAUCUCCUCCUGUGCGUAUACUAUCACAUAUACCGCUGCUCCUCUCCUCCCUUGCGCCUUCUCUCUCCCUACCACCCGCUCCUCCUUUUCCAUGAGCCCUCCCUCUCAUUCCCCUCUCAUUCUCUCAUUCCAUGCGCCAUCCCUCUCCUUCCCCUCUCAUUCCCCUCUCAAAAUCUCAUUCUGUGCGCCUUCAAUCUCAUUCCCCUCUCAUUCUAUCAUUCCGUGCGCCUUCACUCUCAUUCCCCUCUCAUUCUCUCAUUCUGUGCGCCUUCACUCUAAUUCCCCUCUCAUUCUCUCAUUCCGUGCGCCUUCACUCUCAUUCCCCUCUCAUUCUCUCAUUCCGUGCGCCUUCACUCUCAUUCCCCUCUCAUUCUCUCAUUCCGUGCGCCUUCACUCUCAUUCUCUCAUUCCGUGCGCCAUCCCUCUCAUUCCCCUCUCAUUCUCUCAUUCCGUGCGUCAUCCCUCUCAUUCCCCUCUCAUUCUCUCAUUCUGUGCGCCUUCACUCUCCUUCCCCUCUCAUUCUCUAUUAGGAUGUGCCUUCCCUCUCAUUCCCCUCUCACUCUCUCAUUCCGUGCGCCUUCACUCUCAUUCCCCUCUCAUUCUCUCAUUCCGUGCACCUUCACUCUCCUUCCCCUCUCAUUCUCUCUUAGGGUGUGCCUUCCCUCUUGUUCCCCUCUCACUCUAUCAUUCCGUGCGCCUUCACUCUCAUUCCCCUCUCAUUCUCUCAUUCUGUGUGCCUUCACUCUCAUUCCCCUCUCAUUCUCUCAUUCUGGUGUGCUUUCCCUCUCAUUCCCCUCUCACUCUCUCAUUCCGUGCGCCUUCACUCUCCUUCCCCUCCCAUUCUCUCAUUCCUUGCGCCUUCAUUCACAUUCCCCUCUACUCCUCUUCUCAUGUGCGCGUUCUCUCGUCCCCCUCUGGUUCACUCCUCACGUGCACGAUCUCUCUCGUAACCCUCUAUUCUGCUCUCAUUCCUUGCUCUCACUUGUCCCACCCUCCAUUCCGCGCCUCGCCCCCAUUCCUCGUGACAUGUCCUGAGUUUCCUCUCAUGCGAGUUUGUCCCAUUCCCCUCUGCUCCGCUCCUCCCGUGCGCAUGCUCUCUCUUUCCCCUCUGCGCCUAUCCGCCCAUGCACAAUUUGUCUUUUUCCCCUCUGCUCCUCUCCCCCCUUUGCGCCUUCUCGCUCGCUCCCCUAUGAAUCUCUUCUCCAGUGCGCCCUCUCUCUCUUCCCUCUGUUUCUCUUCUAGUGUGCACUCUUUCUCUUACACUAGUGAUACUUCCUCAUCCUCUGAUUCAGUAGAUAGCGCGCUGCCCUUUGAACAAGAGGACGAUGCGUCUAGUAACGCUGCUGUAUCUGGUGCUGAUGAUGAUGGUGGGGAGGGAGCUCAAGCAGGUGUUGCACUGGAGGAAGAGGAAGAUGCCCCUCAGUUUAACCUCAAGGAUGCUCUUGCGCACUAG